AUGCGUGUCCUCGCCAUCGCCAGCUCGAUCCUCUACAUCGCCACUUCAGCUCUGGCUGCCCAGCCGACCUCCGACUUUUGUGCUUUCGAAACGCCCAUAGAAAAUGAAGAACUAGUUGCCGGCACUGAUUUCCUCAUCAAAUGGACCAACUCCGGCAAAUAUACCGGCAAGGUUAAAAUCGAUCUGAUGGCCGGUAAAGACGCUAACAGCUUGACCGAAGCUGGGCUCGUCAACUCUAACUACGAUGUUGACGCGCUCUCCUUAACCUGGCCGGUGUGGACUUCGUUGGGCACCGAGCCUAUGUAUGGGUUUCUCUGCACACUCGAGGAAAAUGAAGACAUAUUUCAGUGGUCAAAGCCUUUCACCAUCAAGAAGUCUUCUUGA
This is a messenger RNA of Pseudomassariella vexata, 384 nucleotides long. RefSeq lists its product as uncharacterized. The transcript is spliced from 2 exons. Lineage: Eukaryota; Fungi; Ascomycota; Sordariomycetes; Amphisphaeriales; Pseudomassariaceae. Bases 1 to 384 code for a protein of 127 amino acids. The record is from RefSeq and is a predicted model, not a curated record.